Bicyclus anynana (squinting bush brown) is the source of this 790-nucleotide messenger RNA. Its product is annotated as zinc finger protein 593 homolog. The transcript has 2 exons. Lineage: Eukaryota; Metazoa; Arthropoda; Insecta; Lepidoptera; Nymphalidae. Gene Ontology annotation, molecular function: nucleic acid binding; zinc ion binding. The coding region runs from base 64 to 513 and encodes 149 amino acids. The record is from RefSeq and is a predicted model, not a curated record.
UGUUGUUUUGACUUUUGAAUUCCGUCUUUCUAACCUAUAAAAUUGUUUAUAAUUGGCUAAAAUAUGCCUUACAAACGUAAAAAAUACCAUAACGGUGAUACUCAUCUAAAAAAGCGCUGGCGAGUACGCAACAGAAAGAAAGAUCUUGAUGAAAUUGAUGUAGAUCUUAAAGAAGAAAAUGCCGAGAAAUUGUUAAAUCAAGAAGUUAAUUUGGAUAUUCCGGGUGCUGCACAGCAUUACUGUCUCCACUGCGCCCGCUAUUUCAUUGACGAACAUGCUUUGUCAGAACAUUUCAAAACUAAAGUUCACAAAAGAAGAUUAAAAGCUCUUGAGUUGGAACCUUACAGUAUAGAGGAGUCUGAACGAGCCGCCGGCCACGGUAAUUUUAAACUCGCCACUAAACGAAAAAUUGUCACUCAAAAUAGUGACAAGCAGGACAUAACAGACAGAGAUGAUGAACUGUUAGAAGAUAGUUCAGCCAAGAAAAAGAAAACGGAAGAAAAUGAUGCCUAAUAUAUUUAAUAGCAGAUUAUCUAUUAUUAAGAUAUUCAAACGAUCCUCUGCAUUAUUUAUAAAUGGUCCAAAAGCCACAGAUAAUUUUGUUUAUGUAACACCACAUAUAGAUUUCCCUGAGCGUAUAAAACACAAAGAUCUUUUAAAGAGUGAAUUAUGUAAAAGACAUGCAAAGAAUAAUCUUGACAAACUUGUGGAACUGUGGUCUGUGUAUGAAGAACUGAAAACAAGAAAAAAGGAAUUAGAUGAGAAAAAAGCACAAGUCUCAACAGAACUG